CGCACGCGCCCCUUUUCCUUCUCUGCCCUUUCUCCCCUCUUCGAUUCGGCGCACCGGCGAGGAAGAAGGCGAUUUCGAAUUCGAUCGCGAGGAAGGAGGAAGGAGGAAGGAGGAAGGAGGAAGGAGGAAGGAGGAGGUUUAGGGAGAUCGAGGGGAUGGGGGACGCCUACUGCUCUGACUGCAAGAAGAGCACGGAGGUGGUGUUCGACCACUCGGCGGGGGACACCGUGUGCUCCGAGUGCGGGCUGGUGCUGGAGGCGCACUCCAUAGACGAGACCUCCGAGUGGAGGACGUUCGCGAACGAGUCGGGGGACAACGACCCGGUCCGCGUCGGCGGCCCCAGCAACCCCCUCCUCGCGGACGGCGGACUCUCCACCGUCAUCUCCAAGCCCAACGGCGCGCAGGGGGAUUUCCUCUCGUCUUCGCUGGGCCGGUGGCAGAACCGUGGAUCCAACCCCGACCGGACCCUCAUCCUCGCCUUCAAGACCAUCGCCACCAUGGCCGAUAGGUUGGGUCUUGUCGCCACUAUAAAGGACCGAGCCAAUGAAAUAUAUAAGAAGGUGGAAGAUUUGAAGUCUGUCAAGGGACGAAAUCAAGAUGCAAUUUUAGCUGCUUGUCUAUACAUUGCUUGCCGCCAGGAGGACAAACCUCGAACUGUCAAAGAGAUUUGUUCGGUUGCUAAUGGAGCUACAAAGAAGGAAAUAGGUCGGGCCAAAGAGUUCAUUGUUAAACAACUUGAAGUUGAGAUGGGACAAUCUAUGGAGAUGGGCACAAUUCAUGCUGGAGAUUUCUUGAGACGAUUCUGUUCACAUCUUGGCAUGACAAAUCAAGCAGUUAAAGCAGCUCAGGAAGCAGUUCAAAAAUCAGAGGAACUUGACAUUAGGAGGAGUCCCAUUUCAGUUGCAGCAGCUAUUAUUUACAUGAUAACUCAGCUAUCUGAUGAAAAAAAACCCCUCAAAGACAUAUCACUUGCAACUGGGGUUGCAGAAGGCACCAUAAAGAACUCGUACAAAGAUCUCUAUCCUUAUGCUUCCAGGAUCAUCCCUACCUUCUAUGCCAAGGAAGAGGAUCUAAAGAACCUCUGCAGCCCAUAAACUUGUUCUUCAUUUCCUUGUGAUGGAGAUCUCAAGAACUUCUGCACCCAAAUUUAUUCAUGAAGCGACUUCGAAAUUUUAUGCUAUCGGAUGUUGCGAUGACCAAAAGAUUUAACUGAUUGGGUCAGUAUCAUUCGAUUCCUAUUGCAAAUUCGAUCUGCUCGUAGGGAUUGUUCUCUUAUAAGGCUUAAUUGUUGCUUAAAUGAUGUGGAAAAACAGUCGGCAUACAGUGACUCGAUAAGAUUAUCGAUUAUGAUUGUCGUAGGAGUAGACAAGCAAAGGCUAUUGUCUUGAGUGAGAUAAGGUUAUUAUUGCAUGACUGAUGUUUCACACAGUCUGGUAGAUGCUUAUUACUUAUUCGGUCCAAGUUAUUUUGCAUCACAUAUAUAUACAUAUAAAUUGAUAGUUUGUUUAUAUU
Zingiber officinale is the source of this 1512-nucleotide messenger RNA. Its product is annotated as transcription initiation factor IIB-like. Gene Ontology annotation, cellular component: transcription preinitiation complex; nucleus. The transcript has 7 exons. Gene Ontology annotation, biological process: transcription preinitiation complex assembly; DNA-templated transcription initiation. The coding region runs from base 156 to 1094 and encodes 312 amino acids. Gene Ontology annotation, molecular function: TBP-class protein binding. NCBI's taxonomy places the organism in Eukaryota, Viridiplantae, Streptophyta, Magnoliopsida, Zingiberales, Zingiberaceae. The record is from RefSeq and is a predicted model, not a curated record.